GUCUAAUGCGGUACUGUACGUAUCUAGGUCAUAAUUUUAGCAUUAUGACCCAUGUAAAGAGUGCUAUUUUCAAGGCUGAACAACCUGAUUGGCUGAUACAUUUCGCGCAAAACUUGAGGCCAGAAAACUCAAAGAUCGAAAAAAUGACUCAUUUGAUUCAAUUUCGGAAGAAAGAAGAAAAACCCCAAAAUGAUUUCCGCAAAACUUCAGAAAACAAGGGACUAGAGAAUUUUUCACACGUUAGUGCUGUAGUAAUAGCAAGUUUUCUCGUCAUUACGACGAAUUCCGAAUUGUUUCGGUCAAGAUGAAAAACCGCUCUUUAAUAUCGUAACAAACCAAACUGAAUAAUGGCACCAUAUGUAUGUAUCCUGAAUCAGACGUCUAUCAUGGAUGGGAUACUGACCCCUGACUUCAAUAUGGAGGAAGCAUGAAUUGGACUGAGUAGGUAUCAGGGGAUUGAAAAGAGAUCUGCAACGAGCGUUGUGCCAUGGUUGUGCGUUCCACAGAAAACCGAGAACGAACACGCUAGCCUUUUUGUUCAUAAAUUUUGAUCCAAGACUUGAUACUGGUUUCUUUCAUUAUUCAUCCGUUGGAAGAAAGAUGGCCCGCUAGCUAGGCGGGUACGAAAAUGAAAAAAGAGCAACUGGCUCGUUUUUCGUACUCUCUUUUUCAGUCUCGAAGGACUGGCCAGCGUAUAUGAUACGACACGACAUACAUUGCACACGUUACAAAAAUAAGGCGAAAAGAGACAAAUUGUAUAUGCGAUACUCUACCUCCGUCGGUAAACGUCAUGAAGUAUCGAAACAAAACUGCCCACCGUCAAACUAUUUCACUUCAUAGACAGCACACAAGCGUCGGCAGGCCAUUCUUGAGUUACUAUAAUAAAGUUGUAGAGUGAAAGACUACUACAAGUAUCUUGGAACGCUUUGCAUUUUCCCUUUCUUAUGAAACUAUGCUAGUCAACCAAUUUCGAAAAGAAUUGUUGUAGGCAUGUUGCUGCAAUUGCCUUUUUCCAAUGCCUUAGACCGCAUCGGAGGAUAUUCUUUUCCCAUUCACAAUUUUCUCGGGGAGUUCAAUCAGAGUAGGAACACAGGAUUUUUGAUGGAUACAACCUAUCGAGAAUCGAUUGCUGGAACUAAGGAAGUAGAAACCUACUAGUUCUGUCGAAGUGAGUUGGAACUGCCAUGCUAGUGGAAGGCGUCACAAGGGUUCGGAGGCACACGUUUUGCCUCCUCCUUGGUUUGAUUAUAACUGCUGGGAUCAUAUCGAAUCAAUCGCAAGUAGAGGCAAUGAAAGCUUCUCCUCACCCCUUCGUGGUGGAACAGGAUGACGAGGAAAUUAUUCUGAAAAUGAAAGGCGACGAAUACCAGCACUGGAUCACCGAUGAAGACGGUAAGUAGUGUAGCCACCAAUGCGGUUUGGGCAGUUUGUGUUAUCAGGUUUGAUAACUCUGUAUAAAGUUUUGAAAUGCUAGAAGACCUGUCAGCUAAUGAAUAGCAUUUCAUUUUCUCGUUGCAGACUACACUGUGAUUCGUGACGAGAAAGGCUACUACAUGUACGCAGAGUUAUCUCCGGAUAAGAAAAGACUUCUGCCGACAGUAUAUAAGGUGGGAAGGACCUCCCGGAAACGCCCAAAAUCUAAAGAUCUCAAACCAACCCCCCAGAACAGCGACGAGGACAAAAAUGACAGACCAAUUUUGGAUGGUGAACCAGCAGUUACUACUUCGUCAAAGUCAAAGGCAAAGUCAUUGAAAGGAUGCGUCAGAGGCGGUGGGAACUCGUGCCGGAGCAGGAACGCCAACGAUGCGCUUUUUAACACCAACAAAAAGACAAACAAGCAAUACGACAUUAACGAUACCAUCAGAUUGGAUUCGUUCGAUAACCAUCAUCGCCGUACGGCCACAGUUCCAACGACCGGAACCCUAAAGAAUCUUGUCGUCUUGAUGAUGUUUGAGGAUCACAAAGGCCGACCGGUUCCAUCUCAAGAAAAUAUUUCAAUUCUAAUGAACAGCGAUGUUGUUGACGAAAUGUAUGCUCCCACUGGCAGUUUGAAAAUGAUAUAUUUGGAAAAUUCAUACGGAAAACUUACUAUUGAAUCAGAGGUUACGGAUUGGAUUGUCCUGGACAAAACCGAAAAAUACUAUGCGGACGGCGAGUCGGGUUUGGGAGCUAAUAAAAGGUUCCACGAGGCACUAGAAUAUGCACUCAACACACUAGAAGCCAGAGGUUUUGACUUCAAAAACUUUGAUAUAAAUGACGACGGAAGGAUUGAUAGCAUUUCAUUUUUGACAUCUGGCUACGGAGCAGAAUGGGGGGAAGGUAAUUGCUAUAGUUUUUUUCAACUUCUUGAUUGCUCCCGUCUUCUAACAUCACUUGGUUUUGUCUGAUAUGUUUUACGAUUUGUUUCACGAUUUGUUUUGUUUUGUUUUGAAAGAGGGGUACCAGGACAGGAUCUGGUCGCAUAAAUGGAAAUUAAGCACUGGUUGGCUUAGCGAAAGUAGUGGUGUCCGUAUCAAGGAUUACUUUGUCUCUCCAGCGCUUUGGGGAACCAGUGGGCAGGAAAUCGGCAGGGUGGGGGUUGUUGCUCAUGGUAUGUCUUUUCAGUAAAGAGAUGUUGAACACAAACCGUCGAAGACGAAGUCAAUUGCUAAUUACCUGUUUUUUUUUCUUUCUGAAUCUUAGAAAUCGGCCAUUUUUUAGGCUUACCGGAUCUUUACGACACUGAUGGUUCUGGUAAUGGACUCGGAUUUUUCUGUUUGAUGGCUAAUUCAUGGGGGCACGAGUAAGAAUGUUGUGCAAUCUAAGAAACUCCCGUUCUCGUCCAUUUGGAACAAAAAAUAUUCAUAUCCUCACACUUUUCACUUGAUAUUUCUGUUUCGAUACAAAGUGGGUCGCAACUUUAUCCACCUGCAAUGAGUGCGUGGUCGAAGAUGGAACUUGGAUGGACAGAGCCUCGAACUCCCACAAUAGGGAUUGAAAAUCGUGUAGCUUUAUCGGAGGGAUUUGCAAUUAGUAAUGCACCGCAUCAGCUAUAUAAGAUCGGUGAUGGACAAUUUGGCUACCCAGAGGGCGAAUACUUUUUGAUUGAGUUUCGGAAGUCAAGUUCGUUGAUGGGUGGGCUUGCAAUUUAUCACAUUGACGAGAAAAGCAAGAGCUACAAUAUAGAGGGAUACCCUGGUCAGAUGGACGGAGAGCUAGGAGAUGACGAAACAGCCAUUGAGUGGCCGGCAAAUGGAAACCACUACAAGAUUGCAUUGAUAGCGGCUGAUGGAAAGUUUGAGUUGGAAAGAGAUAUCAAUCAAGGGAAUUCGGCCGACCUGUACGGAAUUGGGGAAUCACUUUUGCCUUCUAAAAGUGACAAUGGUCCCUUCCCGAACACCGAUUCAUAUCAAGGUGGGAAUAUCGUUCGGACAGGUGUUCGAAUUUGCGUUACAUCGGUUCUUGGAGAAUCCUACAUGACUUUUUUGUUUUCAGAUGGCACCCMGAAUCAGCCAUGGAUGAUUCGCGUGGCUGAAAAUUUCGAGAACGGCUUCAGUAAUGCUCUGUCGUUAGGAUCGAAUGCAAGGGUGGGCCAAAACAAAAACUGUAGAGACUCUGCGUGCGCAGAAAUGAGAAAGAAUGCAAACAAUAACGAUAGAGAGAUUUUGUCGGCAAUGGUUGAAACCACUUGCCUGACCGAACUUCGUGUGUCCCUUGACUUUUAUUCGAAAGGUCUAAAAAGUGGAGAGCUCUUUCUUUUAGAGUACUCUGCAAGUGGUGGGUUGAACGAUGACUGGGUUAUCCUAAAGUCUUGGAGAAGGAACCGAAAUCGGUUCCGCAACAAAAUUUGGUAUUCGGACUCGGCAUCCUUAGCGUUGACCAACAUGCAAGUGUUCAACACGGAAACGCCCUUUAUUGCACUGCGCUUUCGAGCCCCGUCGAUGGCGAGAAGAAAAGCUAAGGUAUUGCUGGACAACUUCAAAAUCGAGGGGAGAUUUUAGCGGAGAUGGCUCACGCCCGUUCUCUCGUUUUGAAUUGAUUCGUCUGAUUCAUUCCAUUAUUGGUGUCAUCAAUGAAUUGCCUGCGAAAGAGAACUUUACAUUACUGCUGGUAAUAGUAUUUUUCGCGUUUUCCAAUCCACUUCAAAUAGAUUAAAAAUACAACG
This is a messenger RNA of Pseudo-nitzschia multistriata, 4144 nucleotides long. Lineage: Eukaryota; Bacillariophyta; Bacillariophyceae; Bacillariales; Bacillariaceae. The record is from the annotation of a GenBank genome assembly.